Molecule: messenger RNA, 17415 nt
Organism: Closterium sp. NIES-65
Lineage: Eukaryota; Viridiplantae; Streptophyta; Zygnematophyceae; Desmidiales; Closteriaceae
Source: the annotation of a GenBank genome assembly
AUGGAAGGAGGGAGAAUGCCCCAUCACCCCGCCCCAUCACCCCGCCCCAUUCUCCCGCUUUCCAUCACCCCGCCCCAUUCUCCCUCUUUCCAUCACCCUGCCGCAUUCUCCCUCUUUCCAUCACCCCACUCUAUUCUCCCUCUUUCCAUCAUCCCGCUCCACUCUCCCGCUUUCCAUCACCCCACCCCUUUCUCCCGCGUUCCAUCACCCCGCCCCAUUCUCCCGCUUUCCAUCACCCCGCCCCAUUCUCCCGCUUUCCAUCACCCCGCCCUAUUCUCCCGCUUUCCACCACCCUGCCCUAUUCUCCCGCUUUCCAUCACCCUGCCCCAUUCUCCCGCUUUCCAUCACCCCGCCCCAUUCUCCCGCUUUCCAUCACCCCGCCCCAUUCUCCCGCUUUCCAUCACCCCGCCCCAUUUUCAAGCUUUCCAUCACCCUGCCCCAUUCUCCUACUUUCCAUCACCCCGCCCCAUUCUCCCGCUUUCCAUCACCUCGCCCCAUUCUCCCGCUUUUCAUCACCCCACCCCAUUCUCCCGCUUUCCAUCACCCCGGCCCAUUCUCCUGUUUUCCAUCACCCCGCCCCAUUCUCCUGCUUUCCAUCACCCAGCCCUAUUCUCCCGCUUUCCAUCACCCCGCCCCAUUCUCCCGCUUUCCAUCACCCCGUCCCAUUCUCCCUCUUUUCAUCACCCCGCCCCAUUCUCCCUCUUUCCACCACCCCGCCCCAUUCUCCCGAUUUCCAUCACCCCGGCCCAUUCUCCCUAUUUCCAUCACCCCGCUCCAUUCUCCCACUUUCCAUCACCCCGCCCCAUUCUCCCGCUUUCCGUCACCCCGCCCCAUUCUCCCACUUUCCAUCACCCCGCCCCAUUCUACCUCUUUCCAUCACCCCGCCCCAGUCUCCCUCUUUCCAUCACCCCGCCCCAUUCUCCCUAUUUCCAUCACCCUGCCCCAUGCUCCCUCUUUCCAUCACCCCGCCCCAUCCUCCCUAUUUCCAUCACCCCGCCCCAUUCUUCCGCUUUCCAUCACCCCGCCCCAUUCUCCAGCUUACCAUCACCCCGCCCCAUUCUCCAGCUUUCCAUCACCCCGCCCCAUUCUCCAGCUUUCCAUCAACCCGCCCCAUUCUCCCGCUUUCCAUCAACCCGCCCAAUUCUCCCGCUUUCCAUCACCCCGCCCCAUUCUCCCGCUUUCCAUCACCCCGCCCCAUUCUCCCGCUUUCCAUCACCCCGCCCCAUUCUCCCGCUUUCCAUCACCCCGCCCCAUUCUCCCACUUUCCAUCACCCCGCCCCAUUCUCCCGCUUUCCAUCACCCCGCCCCAUUCUCCCGCUUUCCAUCACCCCGCCCCAUUCUCCCGCUUUCCAUCACCCCGCCCCAUUCUCCCACUUUCCAUCACCCCGCCCCAUUCUCCCGCUUUCCAUCACCCCGCCCCAUUCUCUUGCUUUCAAUCACCCCGCCCCAUCCUUCCGCUUUCCAUCACCCCGCCCCAUUCACCCAGCCCCAUUCUCCGUCUUUCCAUCAACCCGCCCCAUUCUCCCGCUUUUCUUCACCCCGCCCAAUUCUCCCUCUUUCCACCACCCCGCCCAAUUCUCCCGCUUUCCAUCACCCCGCCCCAUUCUCCCGCUUUCCAUCACCCUGCCCCAUUAUCCCGCUUUCCAUCACCCCGCCCCAUUCUCCCGCUUUCCAUCACCCCGCCCCAUUCUCCCGCUUUCCAUCACCCCGCCCCAUUUUCAAGCUUUCCAUCACCCUGCCCCAUUCUCCUGCUUUCCAUCACCCCACCCCAUCCUCCCGCUUUCCAUCACCUCGCCCCAUUCUCCCGCUUUUUAUCACCCCACCCCAUUCUCCCGCUUUCCAUCACCCCGGCCCAUUCUCCUGUUUUCCAUCACCCCGCCCCAUUCUCCUGCUUUCCAUCACCCAGCCCUAUUCUCCCGCUUUCCAUCACCCCGCCCCAUUCUCCUGCUUUCCAUCACCCUGUCCCAUUCUCCCUCUUUUCAUCACCCCGCCCCAUUCUCCCUCUUUCCACCACCCCGCCCCAUUCUCCCGCUUUCCAUCACCCCGGCCCAUUCUACUUAUUUCCAUCACCCCGCUCCAUUCUCCCACUUUCCAUCACCCCGCCCCAUUCUCCCGCUUUCCGUCACCCCGCCCCAUUCUCCCACUUUCCAUCACCCCGCCCCAUUCUACCUCUUUCCAUCACCCCGCCCCAGUCUCCCUCUUUCCAUCACCCCGCCCCAUUCUCCCUAUUUCCAUCACCCUGCCCCAUGCUCCCUCUUUCCAUCACCCCGCCCCAUCCUCCCUAUUUCCAUCACCCCGCCCCAUUCUUCCGCUUUCCAUCACCCCGCCCCAUUCUCCAGCUUACCAUCACCCCGCCCCAUUCUCCCGCUUUCCAUCACCCCGCCCGAUUCUCCCGCUUUCCAUCAACCCGCCCAAUUCUCCCGCUUUCCAUCACCCCGCCCCAUUCUCCCGCUUUCCAUCACCCCGCCCCAUUCUCCCGCUUUCCAUCACCCUGCCCCAUUCUCCCGCUUUCCAUCAGCCCGCCCCAUUCUCCCGCUUUCCAUCACCCCGCCCCAUUCUCCCGCUUUCCAUCACCCCGCCCCAUUCUCCCGCUUUCCAUCACCCCGCCCCAUUCUCCCGCUUUCCAUCACCCCGCCCCAUUCUUCCGCUGUCCAUCACCCCGCCCCAUUCACCCCUCCCCAUUCUCCGUCUUUCCAUCAACCUGCCCCAUUCUCCCGCUUUUCUUCACCCCGCCCCAUUCUCCCUCUUUCCAUCACCCCACCCCAUUCUUCCGCUUUUCAUCACCCUGCCCCAUUCUCCCUCUUUCCUUCACCCCGCCCCAUUCCCCCUCUUUCCAUCAGCCCGCCCCAUUCUCCCGCUUUUCUUCACCCCGCCCCAUUCUCCCUCUUUCCAUCACCCCACCCCAUUCUUCCGCUUUUCAUCACCCUGCCCCAUUCUCCCGCUUUCCAUCACCCCGCUCCAUUCUCCCGCUUUCCAUCACCCCGCCCCAUUCUCCCGCUUUCCAUCACCCCGCCCCAUUCUCCCGCUUUCCAUCACCCCGCCCCAUUCUCCCGCUUUCCAUCAACCCGCCCCAUUCUCCCGCUUUCCAUCACCCCGCCCCAUUCUUCCGCUUUCCAUCACCCCGCCCCAUUCACCCCGCCCCAUUCUCCCUCUUUCCAUCAACCCGCCCCAUUCUCCCGCUUUUCUUCACCCCGCCCCAUUCUCCCUCUUUCCAUCACCCCACCCCAUUCUUCCGCUUUUCAUCACCCUGCCCCAUUCUCCCUCUUUCCUUCACCCCGCCCCAUUCCCCCUCUUUCCAUCAGCCCGCCCCAUUCUCCCGCUUUUCUUCACCCCGCCCCAUUCUUCCGCUUUUCUUCACCCCGCCCCAUUCUCCCGCUUUCCAUCACCCCGCCCCAUUCUCCCGCUUUCCAUCACCCCGCCCCAUUCUCCCGCUUUCCAUCACCCCGCCCCGUUCUCCCGCUUUCCAUCACUCCGCCCCAUUCUCCCGCUUUCAAUCACCUCGCCCUAUUCUCAAGCUUUCCAUCACCCGGCCCCAUUCUCCCGCUUUCCAUCACCCCGCCCCAGUCCCCCUCUUUCCAUCACCCCGCCCCAUUCUCCAGCUUUCCAUCACCCCGCCCCAUUCUCCCGCUUUCCAUCACCCCGCCCCAUUCUCCCGCUUUCCAUCACCCCGCCCCAUUCUCCCGCUUUCCAUCACCCCGCCCCUUUCUCCCUCUUUCCAUCACCCCGCCCCAUUCUCCCGCUUUCCAUCACCCCGCCCCAUUCUCCCGCUUUCCAUCACCGCACCCCAUUCUCCCGCUUUCCAUCACCCCGCCCCAUUCUCCCUCUUUUCAUCACCCCGCCCCAUUCUCCCUCUUUCCACCACCCCGCCCCAUUCUCCCGCUUUCCAUCACCCCGGCCCAUUCUCCCUAUUUCCAUCACCCCACUCCAUUCUCCCACAUUCCAUCACCCCGCCCCAUUCUCUCGCUUUCCGUCACCCCGCCCCAUUCUCCCGCUUUCCAUCACCCCGCCCCAUUCUCCCUCUUUCCAUCACCCCGCCCCAGUCUCCCUCUUUCCAUCACCCCGCCCCAUUCUCCCUAUUUCCAUCACCCUGCCCCAUGCUCCCUCUUUCCAUCACCCCGCCCCAUCCUCCCUAUUUCCAUCACCCCGCCCCAUUCUUCCACUUUCCAUCACCCCGCCCCAUUCUCCCGCUUUCCAUCAACCCGCCCAAUUCUCCCGCUUUCCAUCACCCCGCCCCAUCCUCCCGCUUUCCAUCACCCCGCCCCAUUCUCCCGCUUUCCAUCACCCUGCCCCAUUCUCCCGCUUUCCAUCACCCCGCCCCAUUCUCCCGCUUUCCAUCACCCCGCCCCAGUCUCCUGCUUUCCAUCACCCCGCCCCAUUCUCCCGCUUUCCAUCACCCCGCCCCAUUCUCCCGCUUUCCAUCACCCCGCCCCAUUCUUCCGCUUUCCAUCACCCCGCCCCAUUCACCCCGCCCCAUUCUCCCUCAUUCCAUCAACCCGCCCCAUUCUCCCGCUUUUCUUCACCCCGCCCCAUUCUCCCUCUUUCCAUCACCCCGCCCCAUUCUUCCGCUUUUCAUCACCCUGCCCCAUUCUCCCUCUUUCCAUCACCCCGCCCCAUUCCCCCUCUUUCCAUCAGCCCGCCCCAUUCUCCCGCUUUUCUUCACCCCGCCCCAUUCUUCCGCUUUUCAUCACCCUGCCCCAUUCUCCCGCUUUCCAUCACCCCGCCCCAUUCUCCCGCUUUCCAUCACCCCGCCCCAUUCUCCCUCCUUCCAUCACCCUGCCCCAUUCUCCCUCUUUCCAUCACCCCACCCUAUUCUCCCUCUUUCCAUCACCCCGCCCCACUAUCCCGCUUUCCAUCACCCCACCCCUUUCUCCCGCGUUCCAUCACCCCGCCCCAUUCUCUCGCUUUCCAUCACCCCGCCCCAUUCUCCCGCUUUCCAUCACCCCGCCCUAUUCUCCCGCUUUCCACCACCUUGCCCCAUUCUCCCGCUUUCCAUCACCCUGCUCCAUUCUCCCGCUUUCCAUCACCCCGCCCCAUUCUCCCGCUUUCCAUCACCCCGCCCCAUUCUCCCGCUUUCCAUCACCCCGCCCCAUUUUCAAGCUUUCCAUCACCCCGCCCCAUUCUCCUGCUUUCCAUCACCUCGCCCCAUUCUCCCGCUUUCCAUCACCUCGCCCCAUUCUCCCGCUUUUCAUCACCCCGCCCCAUUCUCCCGCUUUCCAUCACCCCGGCCCAUUCUCCCGUUUUCCAUCACCCCGCUCCAUUCUCCCGCUUUCCAUCACCCCGCCCUAUUCUCCCGCUUUCCAUCACCCCGCCCCAUUCUCCCGCUUUCCAUCACCCCGUCCCAUUCUCCCUCUUUUCAUCACCCCGCCCCAUUCUCCCUCUUUCCACCACCCCCCAUUCUCCCGCUUUCCGUCACCCCGCCCCAUUCUCCCGCUUUCCAUCACCCCGCCCCAUUCUCCCUCUUUCCAUCACCCCGCCCCAGUCUCCCUCUUUCCAUCACCCCGCCCCAUUCUCCCUAUUUCCAUCACCCUGCCCCAUGUACCCUCUUUCCAUCACCCCGCCCCAUCCUCCCUAUUUCCAUCACCCCGCCCCAUUCUUCCGCUUUCCAUCACCCCGCCCCAUUCUCCAGCUUACCAUCACCCCGCCCCAUUCUCCCGCUUUCCAUCACCCCGCCCCAUUCUCCCGCUUUCCAUCAACCCGCCCAAUUCUCCCGCUUUCCAUCACCCCGCCCCAUUCUCCCGCUUUCGAUCACCCCGCCCCAUUCUCCCGCUUUCCAUCACCCCGCCCCAUUCUCCCUCUUUCCAUCACCCCGCCCCAGUCUCCCUCUUUCCAUCACCCCGCCCCAUUCUCCCUAUUUCCAUCACCCUGCCCCAUGUACCCUCUUUCCAUCACCCCGCCCCAUCCUCCCUAUUUUCAUCACCCCGCCCCAUUCUUCCGCUUUCCAUCACCCCGCCCCAUUCUCCAGCUUACCAUCACCCCGCCCCAUUCUCCCGCUUUCCAUCACCCCGCCCCAUUCUCCCGCUUUCCAUCAACCCGCCCAAUUCUCCCGCUUUCCAUCACCCCGCCCCAUUCUCCCGCUUUCGAUCACCCCGCCCCAUUCUCCCGCUUUCCAUCACCCCGCCCCAUUCUCCCUCUUUCCAUCACCCCGCCCCAGUCUCCCUCUUUCCAUCACCCCGCCCCAUUCUCCCUAUUUCCAUCACCCUGCCCCAUGCUCCCUCUUUCCAUCACCCCGCCCCAUCCUCCCUAUUUCCAUCACCCCGCCCCAUUCUUCCACUUUCCAUCACCCCGCCCCAUUCUCCAGCUUACCAUCACCCCGCCCCAUUCUCCCGCUUUCCAUCACCCCGCCCCAUUCUCCAGCUUUCCAUCACCCCGCCCCAUUCUCCCGCUUUCCAUCAACCCGCCCAAUUCUCCCGCUUUCCAUCACCCUGCCCCAUUCUCCCGCUUUCCAUCACCCCGCCCCAUUCUCCCGCUUUCCAUCACCCCGCCCCAUUCUCCCACUUUCCAUCACCCCGCCCCAUUCUCCCGCUUUCCAUCACCCCGCCCCAUUCUUCCGCUUUCCAUCACCCCGCCCCAUUCACCCCGCCCCAUUCUCCCUCUUUCCAUCAACCCGCCCCAUUCUCCCGCUUUUCUUCACCCCGCCCCAUUCUCCCUCUUUCCAUCACCCCACCCCAUUCUUCCGCUUUUCAUCACCCUGCCCCAUUCUCCCUCUUUCCAUCACCCCGCCCCAUUCCCCCUCUUUCCAUCAGCCCGCCCCAUACUCCCGCUUUUCUUCACCCCGCCCCAUUCUUCCGCUUUUCAUCACCCUGCCCCAUUCUCCCGCUUUCCAUCACCCCGCCCCAUUCUCCCGCUUUCCAUCACCCCGCCCCAUUCUCCCUCCUUCCAUCACCUUGUCCCACUCUCCCUCUUUCCAUCACCCCACCCUAUUCUCCCUCUUUCCAUCACCCCGCCCCACUCUCCCGCUUUCCAUCACCCCACCCCUUUCUCCCGCGUUCAAUCACCCCGCCCCAUUCUCCCGCUUUCCAUCACCCCGCCCCAUUCUCCCGCUUUGCAUCACCCCGCCCUAUUCUCCCGCUUUCCACCACCUUGCCCCAUUCUCCCCCUUUCCAUGACCCUGCCCCAUUCUCCCGCUUUCCAUCACCCCGCCCCAUUCUCCCGCUUUCCAUCACCCCGCCCCAUUCUCCCGCUUUCCAUCACCCCGCCCCAUUUUCAAGCUUUCCAUCACCCCGCCCCAUUCUCCUGCUUUCCAUCACCUCGCCCCAUUCUCCCGCUUUCCAUCACCUCGCCCCAUUCUCCCGCUUUUCAUCACCCCGCCCCAUUCUCCCGCUUUCCAUCACCCCGGCCCAUUCUCCCGUUUUCCAUCACCCCGCCCCAUUCUCCCGCUUUCCAUCACCCCGCCCUAUUCUCCCGCUUUCCAUCACCCCGCCCCAUUCUCCCGCUUUCCAUCACCCCGUCCCAUUCUCCCUCUUUUCAUCACCCCGCCACAUUCUCCCUCUUUCCACCACCCCGCCCCAUUCUCCCGCUUUCCGUCACCCCGCCCCAUUCUCCCUCUUUCCAUCACCCCGCCCCAUUCUCCCUCUUUCCAUCACCCCGCCCCAGUCUCCCUCUUUCCAUCACCCCGCCCCAUUCUCCCUCUUUCUAUCACCCCGCCCCAUUCUCCCGCUUUCCAUCACCCCGCCCAAUUCUUCCGCUUUCCAUCACCCCGCCCCAGUCUCCCUCUUUCCAUCACCCUGCCCCAUGUACCCUCUUUCCAUCACCCCGCCCCAUCCUCCCUAUUUCCAUCACCCCGCCCCAUUCUUCCGCUUUCCAUCACCCCGCCCCAUUCUCCAGCUUACCAUCACCCCGCCCCAUUCUCCCGCGUUCCAUCACCCCGCCCCAUUCUCCCGCUUUCCAUCAUCCCGCCCAAUUCUCCCGCUUUCCAUCACCCCGCCCCAUUCUCCCGCUUUCCAUCACCCCGCCCCAUUCUCCCGCUUUCCAUCACCCCGCCCCAUUCUCCCGCUUUCUAUCACCCCGCCCCAUUCUCCCGCUUUCCAUCACCCCGCCCAAUUCUUCCGCUUUCCAUCACACCGCCCCAUUCACCCAGCCCCAUUCUCCGUCUUUCCAUCAACCCGCCCCAUUCUCCCGCUUUUCUUCACCCCGCCCCAUUCUCCCUCUUUCCAUCACCCCACCCCAUUCUUCCGCUUUUCAUCACCCUGCCCCAUUCUCCCUCUUUCCUUCACCCCGCCCCAUUCCCCCUCUUUCCAUCAGCCCGCCCCAUUCUCCCGCUUUUCUUCACCCCGCCCCAUUCUUCCGCUUUUCAUCACCCCGCCCCAUUCUCCCGCUUUCCAUCACCCCGCCCCAUUCUCCCGCUUUCCAUCACUCCGCCCCAUUCUCCCGCUUUCCAUCACCCCGCCCUAUUCUCAAGCUUUCCAUCACCCGGCCCCAUUCUCCCGCUUUCCAUCACCCCGCCCCAUUCUCCCGCUUUCCAUCACCCCGCCCCUUUCUCCCUCUUUCCAUCACCCCGCCCCAUUCUCCUGCUUUCCAUCACCCCGCCCCAUUCUCCCGCUUUCCAUCACCCCGCCCCAUUCUCCCUCUUUCCAUCACCCCGCCCCAUUCUCCCUCUUUCCAUCACCCCGCCCUUUUCUCCCUCUUCCCAUCACCCCGCCCCAUUCUUCCGCUUUCCAUUACCCCGCCCCAUUCUCCCGCUUUCCAUCACCCCACCCCAUUCUCCCUCUUUCCAUCACCCCGCCCCAUUCUCACGCUUUCCAUCAUCCCGCCCCAUUCUCCCGCUUUCCAUCACCCCGCUCCUUUCUUCCUCUUUCCAUCACCCCGCCCCAUUCUCCCGCUUUCCAUCUCCGCGCCCCAUUCUCCCGCUGUCCAUCACCCCGCCCCAUUCUCCCGCUUUCCAUCACCCCGCCCCAUUCUUCCGCUUUCCAUCACCCCGCCCCAUUCUCCCUCUUUCCAUCUCCCCGCCCCAUUCUCCCUCUCUCCAUCACCCAGCCCCAUUCUCCCACUUUCCAUCAUCCCGCCCCAUUCUCCCGCUUUCAAUCACCCCGCCCCAUUCUUCCGCUUUCCAUCACCCCGCCCCAUUCUCCCUAUUUCCAUCAGCCCGCCCCAUUCUCCCUCUUUCCAUCACCCCGCCCCAUUCUCCCGCGUUCCAUCACCCCGCCCCAUUCUCCCGCUAUUUCAUCACCGCGCCCCAUUCUCCCUCUUUCCAUAACCCCGCCCUAUUCUCCCUCUUUCCAUCACCCCGCAACAUUCUCCCUCUUUCCAUCACCCCACCCCAUUCUCCCGCUUUCCAUCACCCCGCCCCAUUCUCCCGCUUUCCAUCACUCCGCCCCAUUCUCCCGCUUUCCAUCACCCCGCCCUAUUCUCAAGCUUUCCAUCACCCGGCCCCAUUCUCCCGCUUUCCAUCACCCCGCCCCAUUCUCCCGCUUUCCAUCACCCCGCCCCUUUCUCCCUCUUUCCAUCACCCCGCCCCAUUCUCCUGCUUUCCAUCACCCCGCCCCAUUCUCCCGCUUUCCAUCACCCCGCCCCAUUCUCCCUCUUUCCAUCACCCCGCAACAUUCUCCCUCUUUCCAUCACCCCACCCCAUUCUCCCGCUUUCCAUCACCCCGCCCCAUUCUCCCGCUUUCCAUCAACCUGCCUCAUUCUCCCGCUUUCCAUAACCCCACCCCAUUCUCCUGCCCCAUUCUCCUUCUUUCCAUCACCCCACCCAAUUCUCCCGCUUUCCAUCACCCCGCACCAUUCUCCCUCUUUCCAUCAUCCCGCCCCAUUCUCCCGCUUUCAAUCACCCCGCCCCAUUCUUCCGCUUUCCAUCACCCCGCCCCAUUCUCCCUCUUUCCAUCAGCCCGCCCCAUUCUCCCUCUUUCCAUCACCCCGCCCCAUUCUCCCGCGUUCCAUCACCCCGCCCCAUUCUCCCGCUAUUUCAUCACCGCGCCCCAUUCUCCCUCUUUCCAUAACCCCGCCCUAUUCUCCCUCUUUCCAUCACCCCGCAACAUUCUCCCUCUUUCCAUCACCCCACCCCAUUCUCCCGCUUUCCAUCACCCCGCCCCAUUCUCCCGCUUUCCAUCAACCUGCCUCAUUCUCCCGCUUUCCAUAACCCCACCCCAUUCUCCUGGUUUCCAUCACCCCGCCCCAUUCUCCCGCUUUCCAUCACCCCCCCUAUUCUCCCUCUUUCCAUCACCCUACCCCAUUCUCCGUUUUCCAUCACCCAGCCCCAUUCUCCUUCUUUCCAUCACCCCACCCAAUUCUCCCGCUUUCCAUCACCCCGUCCCAUUCUCCCUCUUUCCAUCACCCCGCCCCAUUCUCCCGCUUUCCACCACCCCGCUCCAUUCUCCCGCUUUCCAUCACCCCGCCCAAUUCUCCCUCUUUCCAUCACCCCUCCCCAUUCUCCCUCUUUCCACCACCCCGCCCCAUUCUCCCGCUUUCCAUCACACCGCCCCAUUCUCCCUCCAUCCACCACCCCGCCCUAUUCUCCCUCUUUCCAUCACCCCGCCCCAUUCUCCCGCUUUCCAUCACCCCGCCCCAUUCUCCCGCUUUCCAUCACCCCUCCCCAUUCUCCCGCAUUCCAUCACCCCGCCCCAUUCUCCCGCUUUCCAUCACCCCGCCCCAUUCUCCCUUUUUCCAUCACCCCACCCUAUUCUCCCUCUUUCCAUCACCCCGACCCAUUCUCUCGCUUUCCAUCACCCCGCCCCAUUCUUCCGCUUUCCAUCAUCCCACCCCAUUCUCCCGCUUUCCAUCACCCCGCUCCAUUCUCCCGCUUUCCAUCACCCGGCCCAAUUCUCCCUCUUUCCAUCACCCCUCCCCAUUCUCCCUCUUUCCAUCACCCCGCCCCAUUCUCCCGCUUUCCAUCACCCUGCCCCAUUCUCCUGCUUUCCAUCACCCCCCCCCAUUCUCCCGCUUUCCAUAUCCCCGCCCCAUUCUCCUGCUUUCCAUCACCCCGCCCCAUUCUUCCGCUUUCCAUCACCCCGCCCCAUUCUCCCUCUUUCCAUCAACCCGCCUCAUUCUUCCGCUUUUCAUCACCCUACCCCAUUCUUCCUCUUUCCAUCACCCCGCCCCAUCCCCCCUCUUUCCAUCAGCCUGCCCCAUUCUCCUGCUUUCCAUCACCCCACCCCAUUCUCCGGUUUUCCAUCACCGCGCCCCACUCUCCCGCUUUCCAUCACCCCGCCCCAUUCUCCCGCUAUCCAUCACCCCGCCCCAUUCUCACGCUUUUCAUCAGCCCGCCCCAUUCUCCCUCUUUCCAUCACCCCGCCCCAUUCUUCCGCUUUUCAUCACCCUACCCCAUUCUCCCUCUUUCCAUCACCCCGCCUCAUUCCCCCUGUUUCCAUCAGCCCGACCCAUUCUCUCGCUUUCCAUCACCCCGCCCCAUUCUUCCGCUUUCCAUCAUCCCACCCCAUUCUCCCGCUUUCCAUCACCCCGCUCCAUUCUCCCGCUUUCCAUCACCCCGCCCAAUUCUCCCUCUUUCCAUCACCCCUCCCCAUUCUCCCUCUUUCCAUCACCCCGCCCCAUUCUCCCGCUUUCCAUCACCCUGCCCCAUUCUCCCGCUUUCCAUCACCCCCCCCCAUUCUCCCGCUUUCCAUAUCCCCGCCCCAAUCUCCUGCUUUCCAUCACCCCGCCCCAUUCUUCCGCUUUCCAUCACCCCGCCCCAUUCACCCCGCCCCAUUCUCCCUCUUUCCAUCAACCCGCCCCAUUCUUCCGCUUUUCAUCACCCUACCCCAUUCUCCCUCUUUCCAUCACCCCGCCCCAUCCCCCCUCUUUCCAUCAGCCUGCCCCAUUCUCCCGCUUUCCAUCACCCCACCCCAUUCUCCGGUUUUCCAUCACCCCGCCCCACUCUCCCGCUUUCCAUCACCCCGCCCCAUUCUCCCGCUAUCCAUCACCCCGCCCCAUUCUCACGCUUUUCAUCAGCCCGCCCCAUUCUCCCUCUUUCCAUCACCCCGCCCCAUUCUUCCGCUUUUCAUCACCCUACCCCAUUCUCCCUCUUUCCAUCACCCCGCCUCAUUCCCCCUCUUUCCAUCAGCCCGCCCCAUUCUCCCGCUUUUCUUCACCCCGCCCCAUUCUUCCGCUUUUCAUCACCCUGCCCCAUUCUCCCGCUUUCCAUCACCCCGCCCCAUUCUCCCGCUUUCCAUGACCUCGCCCCAUUCUCCCGCUUUCCAUCACCCCGCCCCAUUCUCCCGCUUUCUAUCACUCCGCCCCAUUCUCCCACUUUCCAUCACCCCGCCCCAUUCUCAAGCUUUCCAUCACCCCGCCCCAUUCUCCCGCUUUCCAUCACCCCGCCCCAUUCUCCCGCUUUCCAUCACCCCGCCCCAUUCUCCCGCUUUCCAUCACCCCGCCCCAUUCUCCCGCUUUCCAUCACCCCGCCCCAUUCUCCCGCUUUCCAUCACCCCGCCCCUUUCUCCCUCUUUCCAUCACCCCGCCCCAUUCUCCCGCUUUCCAUCACCCCGCCCCAUUCUCCCGCUUUCCAUCACCCCACCCCAUUCUCCCGUUUUCCAUCACCCCGCCCCAUUCUCCCCCUUUCCAUCACCCCGCCGCAUACUCCCUCUUUUCAUCACCCCGCCCCAUUCUCCCUCUUUCCAUCGCCCCGCCCCAUUCUUCCGCUUUUCAUCACCCCGCCCCAUUCUCCUUCUUUCCAUCACCCCGCCCCAUUCCCCCUCUUUCCAUCAGCCUGCCCCAUUCUCCCGCUUUCCAUCACCCCACCCCAUUCUCCCGUUUUCCAUCACCCCGCCCCAUUCUCCCGCUUUCCAUCACCCCGCCCCAUUCUCCCGCUAUCCAUCACCCCGCCCCAUUCUCCCGCUUUCCAUCACCCCGCCCCAUUCCCGCUUUCCAUCACCCCGCCCCAUUCUCCCGCUUUCUAUCACCCCGCCCCAUUCUCCCGCUUUCCAUCACCCCGCCCCAUUCUCCCGUUUUCCAUCACCCCGCCCCAUUCUCCCCCUUUCCAUCACCCCACCCCAUUCUCCCUCUUUCCAUCACCCCGCCCCAGUCUCCCUCUUUCCAUCACCCCGCCCCAUUCUCCCUAUUUCCAUCACCCUGCCCCAUGCUCCCUCUUUCCAUCACCCCGCCCCAUCCUCCCUUUUUCCAUCACCCCGCCCCAUUCUCCAGCUUACCAUCACCCCACCCCAUUCUCCAGCUUACCAUCACCCCGCCCCAUUCUCCAGCUUUCCAUCACCCCGCCCCAUUCUCCAGCUUUCCAUCAACCCGCCCCAUUCUCCCGCUUUUCAUCAACCCGCCCAAUUCUCCCGCUUUCCAUCACCCCGCCCCAUUCUCCCGCUUUCCAUCACCCCGCCCCAUUCUCCCGCUUUCCAUCACCCCGCCCCAUUCUCCCGCUUUCCAUCACCCCGCCCCAUUCUCCCACUUUCCAUCACCCCGCCCCAUUCUCCCGCUUUCCAUCACCCCGCCCCAUUCUCCCGCUUUCCAUCACCCCGCCCCAUUCUCCCGCUUUCCAUCACCCCGCCCCAUUCUCCCACUUUCCAUCACCCCGCCCCAUUCUCCCGCUUUCCAUCACCCCGCCCCAUUCUCCCGCUUUCAAUCACCCCGCCCCAUUCUUCCGCUUUCCAUCACCCCGCCCCAUUCACCCAGCCCCAUUCUCCGUCUUUCCAUCAACCCGCCCCAUUCUCCCGCUUUUCUUCACCCCGUCCCAUUCUCCCUCUUUUCAUCACCCCGCCCCAUUCUCCCUCUUUCCACCACCCCGCCCAAUUCUCCAGCUUUCCAUCACCCCGCCCCAUUCUCCCGCUUUCCAUCACCCCGCCCCAUUCUCCCGCUUUCCAUCACCGCACCCCAUUCUCCCGCUUUCCAUCACCCCGCCCGAUUCUCCCUCUUUUCAUCACCCCGCCCCAUUCUUCCUCUUUCCACCACCCCGCCCCAUUCUCCCGCUUUCCAUCACCCCGGCCCAUUCUCCCUAUUUCCAUCACCCCGCUCCAUUCUCCCACUUUCCAUCACCCCGCCCCAUUCUCUCGCUUUCCGUCACUCCGCCCCAUUCUCCCGCUUUCCAUCACCCCGCCCCAUUCUCCCUCUUUCCAUCACCCCGCCCCAGUCUCCCUCUUUUCAUCACCCCGCCCCAUUCUCCCUAUUUCCAUCACCCUGCCCCAUGCUCCCUCUUUCCAUCACCCCGCCCCAUCCUCCCUAUUUCCAUCACCCCGCCCCAUUCUUCCACUUUCCAUCACCCCGCCCCAUUCUCCCGCUUUCCAUCACCCCGCCCCAUUCUCCAGCUUUCCAUCACCCCGCCCCAUUCUCCCGCUUUCCAUCAACCCGCCCAAUUCUCCCGCUUUCCAUCACCCCGCCCCUUUCUCCCGCUUUCCAUCACCCCGCCCCAUUCUCCCGCUUUCCAUCACCCCGCCCCAUUCUCCCGCUUUCCAUCACCCCGCCCCAUUCUUCCGCUUUCCAUCACCCCGCCCCAUUCACCCCGCCCCAUUCUCCCUCUUUCCAUCAACCCGCCCCAUUCUCCCGCUUUUCUUCACCCCGCCCCAUUCUCCCUCUUUCCAUCACCCCACCCCAUUCUUCCGCUUUUCAUCACCCUGCCCCAUUCUCCCUCUUUCCAUCACCCCGCCCCAUUCCCCCUCUUUCCAUCAGCCCGCCCCAUUCUCCCGCUUUUCUUCACCCCGCCCCAUUCUUCCGCUUUUCAUCACCCUGCCCCAUUCUCCCGCUUUCCAUCACCCCGCCCCAUUCUCCCGCUUUCCAUCACCCUGCCCCAUUCUCCCUCCUUCCAUCACCCUGCCCCAUUCUCCCUCUUUCCAUCACCCCACCCUAUUCUCCCUCUUUCCAUCACCCCGCCCCACUCUCCCGCUUUCCAUCACCCCACCCCUUUCUCCCGCGUUCCAUCACCCCGCCCCAUUCUCCCGCUUUCCAUCACCCCGCCCCAUUCUCCCGCUUUCCAUCACCCCGCCCUAUUCUCCCGCUUUCCACCACCUUGCCCCAUUCUCCCGCUUUCCAUCACCCUGCCCCAUUCUCCCGCUUUCCAUCACCCCGCCCCAUUCUCCCGCUUUCCAUCACCCCGCCCCAUUCUCCCGCUUUCCAUCACCCCGCCCCAUUUUCAAGCUUUCCAUCACCCCGCCCCAUUCUCCUGCUUUCCAUCACCUCGCCCCAUUCUCCCGCUUUCCAUCACCUCGCCCCAUUCUCCGCUUUUCAUCACCCCGCCCCAUUCUCCCGCUUUCCAUCACCCCGGCCCAUUCUCCCGUUUUCCAUCACCCCGCCCCAUUCUCCCGCUUUCCAUCACCCCGCCCUAUUCUCCCGCUUUCCAUCACCCCGCUCCAUUCUCCCGCUUUCCAUCACCCCGUCCCAUUCUCCCUCUUUUCAUCACCCCGCCCCAUUCUCCCUCUUUCCACCACCCCGCCCCAUUCUCCCGCUUUCCAUCACCCCGGCCCAUUCUCCCUAUUUCCAUCACCCCGCUCCAUUCUCCCACUUUCCAUCACCCCGCCCCAUUCUCCCGCUUUCCGUCACCCCGCCCCAUUCUCCCGCUUUCCAUCACCCCGCCCCAUUCUCCCUCUUUCCAUCACCCCGCCCAAGUCUCCCUCUUUCCAUCACCCCGCCCCAUUCUCCCUAUUUCCAUCACCCUGCCCCAUGCUCCCUCUUUCCAUCACCCCGCCCCAUCCUCCCUAUGUCCAUCACCCCGCCCCAUUCUUCCGCUUUCCAUCACCCCGCCCCAUUCUCCAGCUUACCAUCACCCCGCCCCAUUCUCCCGCUUUCCAUCACCCCGCCCCAUUCUCCCGCUUUCCAUCAACCCGCCCAAUUCUCCCGCUUUCCAUCACCCCGCCCCAUUCUCCCGCUUUCCAUCACCCCGCCCCAUUCUCCCGCUUUCCAUCACCCCGCCCCAUUCUCCUGCUUUCCAUCACCCCGCCCCAUUCUCCCGCUUUCCAUCACCCCGCCCCAUUCUUCCGCUUUCCAUCACACCGCCCCAUUCACCCAGCCCCAUUCUCCGUCUUUCCAUCAACCCGCCCCAUUCUCCCGCUUUUCUUCACCCCGCCCCAUUCUCCCACUUUCCAUCACCCCACCGCAUUCUUCCGCUUUUCAUCACCCUGCCCCAUUCUCCCUCUUUCCUUCACCCCGUCCCAUUCCCCCUCUUUCCAUCAGCCCGCCCCAUUCUCCCGCUUUUCUUCACCCCGCCCCAUUCUUCCGCUUUUCAUCACCCCGCCCCAUUCUCCCGCUUUCCAUCACCCCGCCCCAUUCUCCCGCUUUCCAUCACUCCGCCCCAUUCUCCCGCUUUCCAUCACCCCGCCCUAUUCUCAAGCUUUCCAUCACCCGGCCCCAUUCUCCCGCUUUCCAUCACCCCGCCCCAUUCUCCCGCUUUCCAUCACCCCGCCCCUUUCUCCCUCUUUCCAUCACCCCGCCCCAUUCUCCUGCUUUCCAUCACCCCGCCCCAUUCUCCCGCUUUCCAUCACCCCGCCCCAUUCUCCCUCUUUCCAUCACCCCGCCCCAUUCUCCCUCUUUCCAUCACCCCGCCCUAUUCUCCCUCUUCCCAUCACCCCGCCCCAUUCUUCCGCUUUCCAUUACCCCGCCCCAUUCUCCCGCUUUCCAUCACCCCACCCCAUUCUCCCUCUUUCCAUCACCCCGCCCCAUUCUCACGCUUUCCAUCAUCCCGCCCCAUUCUCCCGCUUUCCAUCACCCCGCUCCUUUCUUCCUCUUUCCAUCACCCCGCCCCAUUCUCCCGCUUUCCAUCUCCGCGCCCCAUUCUCCCGCUGUCCAUCACCCCGCCCCAUUCUCCCGCUUUCCAUCACCCCGCCCCAUUCUUCCGCUUUCCAUCACCCCGCCCCAUUCUCCCUCUUUCCAUCUCCCCGCCCCAUUCUCCCUCUCUCCAUCACCCAGCCCCAUUCUCCCACUUUCCAUCAUCCCGCCCCAUUCUCCCGCUUUCAAUCACCCCGCCCCACCGUAUGUUCAACCCACCGUGUGUUCAACCUAUCGUGUGUUCAACCCACCGUGUGUUCCACCCACCGUGUGAUCAACCCACCGUGUGUUCAACCCACCAUGUGUUCAACCCACCGUGUGUUCAACGCACCGUGUGUUGAACCAACCGUGUGUUCAACCCACCGUGUGUUCAACGCACCGUGUGUUCAACCCUCCGUUUGUUCAACCCACCGUGUGUUCAACGCACCGUGUGUUCAACCCACCGUUUGUUCAACCCACCGUGUGUUCAACGCACCGUGUGUUCAACCCACCGUUUGUUCAACCCACCGUGUGUUCAACCCACCUUGUGUUCAACCCACCGUAUGUUCAACGCACCGUGUGUUCAACCCACCGUGUGUUCAACCUACCGUGUGUUCAACCCACCGUGUGUUCAACCCACCGUGUGUUCAAACCACCGUGUGUUCAACCUAUCGUGUGUUCAACCCACCGUGUGUUCAACCCACCGUGUGUUCCACCCACCAUGUGAUCAACCCACCGUGUGUUCAAACCACCUUUUGUUCAACCCACCGUGUGUUCAACCCACUGUGUGAUGAGCCCACCAUUGUUUAA